ACGCGCGCUCACUGCCGCACUGGACAGUCACAUGACAGGUAAACAGACGUUAUGGACCUCUCUCGCUUUCAAACUUUAUCACGAUUUCGCCGUUAGACUGCGAAAGCGAUGGACAGAAGGGGAUUUUUGACGGCUUCUGAUCUCCAGUGAUAUGUCAGCUAAACCCCUGCGUCAUGUCUGUGGAUGGCCCCCGGACCUCUGUUUUCACCUUUCAGUCCGCUGUUCACAGCCAUCAUGUUCUUCGCUCGCUGGAGGAGCUGAGACAGAAGGAGCUCUUGUGCGAUGUGACCGUUGAAGUGGAGCGCAGGAGCUUUCGAGCGCACUCUUCAGUGCUGGCUUCCUGCAGCGGCUAUUUUUACACCAGACUGACAAACCACAGUCGAGCAGACCUCACCGUCAGGUUACCGGAUGAGGUCACGGUGGAAGGAUUUGAGCCGCUUCUGCAGUUUGCCUACACUGCAAAACUUCACUUCACGAAAGAAAACAUCAUGGAGAUCCACAGAUGUGCCGAAUUUCUCGGAUUUCAAAACCUGGAUAAAGCCUGCUUUGAAUUCCUCGUCCCAAAGUUUUCUGAUGGUGGUGGAAGCUCGAAAAAAGUGAAGAGUAAAAGCAAGAGCCAAGCGUCCCGUGAGAAAUCACAAGCCGUCUGCAGUCCAAACGACCAAAACCCGGAAACUGAAGAAGAUUGUGUACCUCAAGAUGCAAGCACUGUCAUGCAAGCUGCAUCUAUAACAUCCUCUGCAGAAAGUCCUAAAGAUUGUCCCCCAAUCUCAAAUGACAAAGAAAUGCAGUUAGAUUUGUCCCCACUUUACUCAAGAAGCACUUCAUACCACAUGGGUGAUGGCCAGGAUCAGUUUUGCCUGCAGAGCUGUGGCCCACAGUUGCAUUCGUCUUCCUUGGCGGCUGCUGAAGUUUGUCCUUUCCUGUCUAUUUCGAGCACCGGUGACAAUGAGAAACUGCAUUCUUCUGCAGCUGGCUGUAGUGGGGAGAUUUUAGCAAUGGAGGACGAAUUCCAGAAGGAUAUGCAUUGUGAACCGCCUACUGAUAAAGACCUGGACAUAGCCAGUAUCACCGAGGGCCAUUUUGACCAACGUGAAGGGCCUCUAAUGCCGUCCAACGACUGUACCCAGCUAUGUCCUCUGAAUUCCACGCAGUCAAGCGGGGUUUUGGACGGCAUUUCUGGCUCUCCAGACCUAAGCAACAUUGGCACCGAAGACAACCGGGUGUUUGAUUCCAACGAACAAACAUUCUCGGAACUGACCCCCAAAGAUUGCUCCACAGAACGAAGCAUGGAGGAAAGGGAAGUGGCUGAACAUCUUGCAAAGGGUUUUUGGCCGGAUUUGGCCUCCACGUUAAAUGAGCCACUACCUUUGGACUCUAUUGACCAGUCAUCUGCAGGAAAUGGCUCAGACUUCCACUGGUUAAAGCAUCUGGAUCUGGGAGCUGCGCCUGAUGAUUGUCCCUUCCUGAGAGACCUGAGCUCUAACGAUAGACAGACAUGUGGAGGGGACACUCUGUCCAAAGAGGACACUGGAGAUAGUCCCUACAUGUCCCCCAUUAACUCAAUGGAAAACUCUGAGUGUGAAUCGGAUGGAGACUGCACGCAGUGCGGUAGCAGUGAACAAAUGCAAGAGGUGGAUUUGCCAUUCCCUGUGGAGCAAAUUUCCAGCAUGACCCGGAGAGCGUUCCUGCAGAUGUUAAAACGCGAGCAACUGACACCAGAACAGCUGGAGUUUGUUCAGGAUGUGAGGCGGCGCAGUAAGAACCGCAUGGCUGCACAGCGUUGCCGCAAGAGAAAGUUGGACUGCAUCUACAGACUGGAGGGAGAAAUCAAGAAACUGAAGGAGAAAUUACUGCAAGAUCACAACCAGCUGUAUUGCAAGCUUAGCAUAGAGGAUCCCCGUCAGAGCCUUCGAGGCCUUUGUCAGAGCCUCUGUCAAGAUGGAGAGCCUCGUCCACAGUUGAACAGGUCCCACCUCCGUACGUCUCCUCCUCCCACCCUCCUCACCCCCAUAGCCUCUCCUAGCCUGGCUGGCCCAGACCAGGACACCCAUGGGAACUCCUCCCUGGACACCUUUCUUGCAGACACAUGUCCUGAAGGAGACACAGUAGCACUCAGGUUGCCCACUGCCUUCCUUCAAGACAACGUCCAGAGCACUGUUACAGAUCCAGCUCCAUGAUGUUCAACAGAGCAAAGCAGCUUGGGAAUGGUCUGAUAUUUCAGUUUUACUCAGGAGCUUACCUUUCUGCUGCCGUCAGUUACACUUUUGAGCAUUACUUUCUUAUUAGGAGCACUUUCAUAAUGUUUCCAAGUAUGGACGUGACUAAAUUUGCACUAUUAACAGGAGUUUCGUAUGGAAAUGCUAUAUUGAUGCAUACGGAUAUCACUUUCAUUCCUUGUUUGCUGUUGCGCCAUAGAGGUCAUUCCUGUUAUGCCACACAUUUUGAACUCUGAGACUUAAAAAAAUGAAGUAUUUCAGAAAUAUGUUCUGCUAAGCUCAGGCUCAUAAAGUGUUAAUUAUAUACUUGUAAAUAAUUGUUUAAUUACAGACUGAUAGUUAGCUAAUUUAGUUAAUUUUGAUAUUUUUAACCAUGUUUUGAUAUUUUGAUUCUAUCAUACCCAUUUUCCAACAGGCAGGAAUAUUUUAAAGACAAACAAACUAAUAGCACAAGACAUCAAAUAAUUCUUUAAAUUAAUUGCUAAUACAUGCAUAUGAUGAUGUGUGAUUUCCUACCAAAAAUGUCACUUCCUGGACAAUCAUGUCAUUAAGGAAGUGGCUUUUGGGAUUUUUCAGCAGACUAAUAGUGUGGAAAGCAAAAGUGAAGACAAAGGAAAUCUCAAUAAAAAGAUUAGAAAUGAAAACAAUGUAACCAAGUUUGGUUUAAAUAUUUUGAUUAAACAAAGAAAAGCACUUGGAAUAUUUCUUAAUAAAUUGUUUUUUUUUAAUGUUUUUUUUUUAGUGUAUUGUAAUUUGUCAUUAAAGAAAACUAAUAUGACUUUAAUUUGCAACAAAUGUCAAUUUUAUAUUUUUAUUCAAAUAUAGACAUGUGAAAAUGUACUACAUAACAGGAAUGACCCCUGGAUUAAUUUCCAGUCCUAACAUUAACUUCAUGUAAACUGCCACAAAGGACAAUCAUUGUAAUACUUUAUUAUGUCAAUGGAUGAUGAUUUUGUUAUGCUAUGUAGAGCAUAUAAAUAAGUACAUUCCAGUGUAUUCCUAAUACGCCUUUGCAUUACCGGCAUGAAAAUUGUGCAUUGAAUAUGCAUCUCUCUUUUUUUAAGUAUUCAUAUAUGCAUACGUCAUAGUUAUAGUGACAUUUAAAUAACUGGCAAGUAAGAUUUCAUGCAUAUCAUGUAAGGUUUGUGAAAAAAAGCAUAGAAUCCAUAGGCUUUUAUCCAUAGGUAAAAAAAAAAAAAUAGAGAACGUUUAGAUACUGUUCACUUUUUGCUUGUGAAUGUGGAAUGCGUUUGGAAAAAGAUCAGUUUCAAGGUCAAUGUAAAAUCAAAAUUGAUUGUAUUUCCAUUCUUAAUACAUGUUUCUGGUCUUAUUGUGCACGAUUCUCCAUUACACUUUAUUUCAAUGAAAUGUUGUCUAGUAUUUCAUCAAAAUGUAUUAUCUUCUGAAAUGACUUUCCCUUUCAGCUGAUGUCAUCAAGGCCAUGCAGUCUAUUGGCUAUUGGAUCACAAAUAGAGAUUAAGGCAUUAUUUUAACUCUUGUUGUGGUACUUUUCAUCAGUUUCUAACCUACUUUUUUUUUUCUAGCGAAAUAUCCUGUUUGACUCAGAAUUACUUCACAUUAUGGAAGUAAAAUGGGCUGCAAAUGCUUCCAAUUGAAUAAAAGACAACAUGUUCAUUUUGCAAUUGUAGCAUCAAUGGAAUGUUCUAUUCUUACUCUUUCAUGCCUUUUGUUUUUGUUGUUUUUGUUUUGUUUUAACCCUGUAACCGAAAUACUGUCAUGUAGACCUAGAAUGCACUGUAUAAUUCACUAUUUGAUUCAGAUUUAACAGAUAGUAGCAAAUAAAAUGUUUUUUUUUUUUUUCA
This is a messenger RNA of Cyprinus carpio (common carp), 4042 nucleotides long. Its product is annotated as transcription regulator protein BACH1-like. Gene Ontology annotation, molecular function: protein binding; DNA-binding transcription factor activity, RNA polymerase II-specific; RNA polymerase II cis-regulatory region sequence-specific DNA binding. Lineage: Eukaryota; Metazoa; Chordata; Actinopteri; Cypriniformes; Cyprinidae. The record is from RefSeq and is a predicted model, not a curated record. Gene Ontology annotation, biological process: regulation of transcription by RNA polymerase II.